UCAGGAUAAUAAAUUUGGGAUUGGCAAACAGCUGUGGUAUAAAACACAUUACACACUUUAAUCAACAUUAGUGUGUAAAAUUUGGUGCUUUUUUGCUUUCUUAGAUUAGUCUUCUGUCCAACUGAAUAGAUAUUUAGGUGUAAUUAACAUUCUUUAAGUUUGUGACUACCAUGACCAAUGUACAUUAGUAUCUUCUAUCUUCAUUAUGUAAUACAUAAAAGUACCUUUUACAUAUCUUUGCAUAUAAACAAGACAAUUAAAAUAGGCUUGGCCUUCUGGUUAGUUAAGAGUUAAAAACACGUUGUGUCUGCCAAAUUUUGACUCUCUGUUGUAUGGCACAGUUAUUUUUACUACUGACACUCAACACUUAGAGCCAAUCAGAGUGCAGUGUAUCUAAAGAAACAACAGCUAAGGUUACAAGAGUCUUACACAGACUGAAAACUUCACUUAGUACAGCAGCUCUCUCUGUUUUUCAUCUGUUUUCAACCUUGAAAACCUUCGUCAGAUGUUGGAUGUGUUAAUAGUCGGAGCAGGACCUCAUGCUCUCAUUCUGGCUACCCUGCUCUUGAACCCUCAGCAACAUGUCAACUCCUCCAGUGCAGAAAUCCUCCAGGGGGUACAGCUGAGCAAGACAAAUCCCAAGACUGGACGGAUCAGGAGCAAGAAGAGAUCUGUUGAUACCCUGUCUGAACUACACAAAGACCCAAAAUGUCCAUCAUGUCCUCCUUUGAACUUCAAGGUGGUGGAUUCUUAUGGAGAAUGGGCUUCCCUGUGGGAGAGCCAGUUCACUGCACUCAAUAUCCCUCAUCUCCGCUCACACAUGCUGGUGCACACUAACCCUCUCAAUAAGAAAGCCUUACAAGAGUUUGUGCUGGCAGAGGAUCGACUAGCUGAGCUUCACUCUCUCCCUGAGAAGGUCUACAUUCAGGAUAAGAAUGCCUUCUUUAAUGACGGACGCCUUGGCAAGCAAAACAGGAAGCUUCUCAGUGCUGCUCAAGGCCUGCAGAAAAACUUAUAUUUUAGCUUGCCCGGGACUCAGCUCAGUGUGGACUUCUUCAAGGAGCAGGUGUGCAGUUACAACCUGGACCGUGUCCUUAUCAAAGGCACUGUGGACAGAAUUACCCCAUUUCUCUCUGGAAAAGAAAAAAAAGUUGAAUUCUUUCAAGUGACACUAGACACCGGGGAUACCCUUGAGGCCAAAAGGGUGGUGCUGGCCACAGGACCCACAAGAGAACAGAUGGCAAAUAUCCCUCCAUGGGUGAGAGCAAUCACAGAGAGUUACCCUGAAGAGAUGUUGCAGCAUACAGUGGAACUGAUGCACCUCCUCUCUCAACAUAAAUCUAAAGGCAGUCAAUUCAUGGGCCCACCUGCUGUAUGCCAUAGGAACCAGAGAGUCAUGGUGAUUGGUGGAGGUCUGACCAGUGCUCACAUCAUCUCCAUGGCUCUGCAACAAGGUGCAAGUCAAGUGACCUGGGUCUUGCGGAAACACGUACAACUCAAGCAGUUUGAUAUUGGAGAUGUGGAGAGUCUGAUUGGCCGCUACUCACACAUUGAGCAUGGCAUCAAGCUGGAUGGCCUGGCAUACCUGCGGCAGUUCUAUGGAGAGAGGAGCCUACAUAAGAGGCUAGCAAUGAUUAAACAGGCGCGUAAAGGAGGAGCCGUGACUCCAGAGGCUUAUGCACAACUUCAGCCUUUCAUUCAGUCAGGGCAGCUGUUUGUCAAGGCAUACUGCCAGGUUACUGAAGCCAUUUGGUGCUAUGAAACUCAGAAGUGGAAGGUCUUCCUGGAGGGUGAUGGGGAAAAAUGGACUGGUGACAGGAUCUGGCUUGCAACUGGCUGCAAGCUAGAUGUUAAUCAAGACUCUUUACUCUCAGACAUCAAGAAGCAAUUCCCAAUUCAGGUGCUUGAAGGAUGGCCGUGUAUAUCAGAGACUCUCCAGUGGGCUCCUGGAUGUCCAGUUUACCUGAUGGGACAGUAUGCAGCACUUCAGGUUGGUCCCCAUGCUGUGAACCUUGCAGGAGGUCAGGCAGCAGCUUUACGCAUUGCCAGGGAUAUCAUAGACGAGCACAGCAGUGAAAAACAGAACACAGAGAGCACCAAAGUGGAAAAGACACGAACCGAGGAGUACAUUUCCGACAUGCAUGGCCUAAUGUGGUUAUGACGGUUCUUUCACAGGUUUUUGCCUGAUUGUAGCAUCCUGCCUUGACUCGACUUCCAGAAAGAUGUAGUGCACUGGUUUAACAGGUUAAGUUUUAAGAAUAGAAAUAUCAUUAUGGAAUUAGACAGCCAGUCAUAUCGCUGUAGCACAGUGCAUAAAGUCAUGCAGAUACAUGUCAAGAGCUAUUUAUAAUGAUGGACAGUGAAGCUCUUCUCCCAAAAGAGGUUUACUCAAACACAUUGUGCACUAGUGGCACCUGGUGGCCAGCACUGGUUAUUGUACUACUGAAUGCAUGAUGUCAUUAAGUAAUGCUAUGUAUUACGUAAUAAACCAAAAUAAAUCCCUGUGUAUAUUUUC
Hemibagrus wyckioides is the source of this 2515-nucleotide messenger RNA. RefSeq lists its product as uncharacterized. The transcript has 10 exons. Lineage: Eukaryota; Metazoa; Chordata; Actinopteri; Siluriformes; Bagridae. The record is from RefSeq and is a predicted model, not a curated record. Gene Ontology annotation, molecular function: oxidoreductase activity. The coding region runs from base 506 to 2161 and encodes 551 amino acids.